Molecule: messenger RNA, 1920 nt
Organism: Populus nigra (black poplar)
Lineage: Eukaryota; Viridiplantae; Streptophyta; Magnoliopsida; Malpighiales; Salicaceae
Exons: 3
Coding region: 1361-1831 (156 amino acids)
Biological process (GO): phosphate ion transport; cellular response to phosphate starvation
Cellular component (GO): cytoplasm; plasma membrane; Golgi apparatus
Molecular function (GO): inositol hexakisphosphate binding
Source: RefSeq, a predicted model, not a curated record
AAAAUAAUAAUUUAAGCUACAUCAUUUUAAUUUAAAAAAUCUAAUAUUUUGGUUAAAAGAAAAUUUAGGAUCAUUAGGGUUUUUUUUUUUAUCACAAAGUAUAGUUAAUUUCAAUUUUCCCCAAAUUUAGUCCAACAAAGUAUAGCCUCCUUUUCAUAAUUUUUUUGGACCAAUUCUUAGCCCCCAAAUUCAUAAAAUUCUUUUUGAAAUUUCUUGUUGUCUCAUAAUAUUAUAUUCCCCGCAUGCUGAAAGAGGAGUGGACCAUUGCACCCCAUUUCAUAUAUUAGGGUUUUUUUUUAUCACACAAAGUACAAAUUAGCCAUUCAUUUCCAGCAAUAAUUUCAAUUAUUCCCCAAUUUUAGUCCAACAAAUUAAUCUUUUUUUUCUAGCAUGAUAUUAUUUUUUGACUAAUAUUUGAAAAGCAGUUUUGAAAAGGAACUGACUUUUCCAAUUCAUGAUAUUUGUUUCUGACCCCUUUGCACAGUGAUAACACUCAGCCACUUACUCUGAACAAAACAGAAACAAAUGGAGGAUUUUGUAACAAUGUGAUGUAUUUAAUGAGUAUUGGCCCACUGACAACAAGAAAAAAUUUCUCCUUCUAUUAAUGGAGAGGGGGUUUACAGGCCACACUCUAAUGGGGCAAAAAACUGUCAAUAAGUUGCAAAAUCACCAAAUCAUUGACCUUAACUUUUUAGCUAAUAGCUUUCAUGGAUGAUUAGAAACUAUACCUAUCUAAUCCUCUGCAAUUUCUCUGAAUUUUGGAAGGAAGCAGCAGUAGAUAGAAAUGUGUACAUGAAGAGAGAUUUUAUGAAGCUAAAGCUAUAAUCACAAUAUACUUGCAACAUAAAAAAGAGAUAGAUAAAAACAAAUACGAAAGAAAAUUAUAUACAAUCCCACUAAAAAAUAAUAAUAAAUAUCCUAAUUAGAGAAAGCACUAUAAAAUUUUCUUUAACAGAACAACCUCAUCUUUUGACAGCAAGCCUCAUUUAAAAUAAUUGAGGAAAGAGGUGGGAAGUCAAUCAUCGUGCAUGUGGUUCUAUUUCAGGUAACUUGUGUGUUCUAUGAUUCUAGGAUGAAAAACAGAACAAAAUGCUGUAGUUGGGAAUUUGCUUAUAAGAGAUGUUCUAAAAUUAUAACUUCUUUAAAGACUCGUCAGGUUCUUUCCAAUUUUCAGUGUCUUCGACGUCUCUUUGAAGAGAAAGACACGAAGCAAGGAUAUAACGGGCUUAAGUAUUUCUGCACAAUUGUUGCCGUAUGCUCUAGGACUGCAUACAGUCUUGACGGAGGACUAAGCUGGAAAGUGAUGGCUGGGAUAUUCUCAGUAACUGCAGCUAUCUAUGGAACAUAAUGGGAUCUAGUCAUGGACUGGGGGCUCCUGCAAUUUAAGUCGAAGAACUGGUUGCUAAGAGACAAACUUCUUAUUCCAUACCGAAGUGUGUAUUUUGGAGCAAUGGUCCUGAAUGUAUUGCUGAGAUUUGCCUGGUUGCAAACUGUCCUGAACUUCCAGGUAUCUUUCCCACAUACUCAAACCUUAAGCGCAAUUGUUGCCAGCCUAGCGGAUUAUGGAACUUUUUCAGGUUGGAGAAUGAACAUUUACACAAUGUUGUCAAGUAUCUCGCAUUCAAGUCUGUACCUCUACCUUUCGACUACAAUGUUGGCUAAGACAAACAUGAGUUCCAUAUUGCAUCAGAAAAAAAUCAAUAGACAGGAAGUUAGUUAUCCAAGAACAAACAGCAAAGAAAGAAAACACUACAGGGAUGUUCUCAGAAGUACGAUUUCGGAGGAGCUUGAUUGUUUUCUCUCUCAUUUUUUAUUCAUUUAUUGUAUUUAGUUAGGGAGGUCAGUACCCUGUAUGUGUAAUACUCCUUGCUAUGGAUAUAUAGUUAUUGAAGGGUUUAUGGAAGAGUUUUCAAUCCAAAA